AUGUCCGGUACAAAAGAAUACUACUUUGCUAUAGUUGGUCAUCAGGAUCAACCAUUAUUUGAAAUGGAUUUUCCAGUAGUAGAUGCUCAUGCAUCAUUGGAUGUUGUGGAUGAGUUAAUAAAAACAUCACCAAAUAUGUAUCUUAAGUGUAUAGACAAAUUUAAUGAAUGGAAUAUUAGUGUUUUUGUUACUGCUAGUAGAAUUAGAUUUCUAAUAUUACAUACUCAUAAAAACGAUGAUGGUAUAAAACAAUUUUUCCAUGAAAUGUAUGAAACAUAUAUAAAAUAUUUAAUGAAUCCAUUUUAUGAAAUAAAUACAGCUAUAACUUCUUUUGCCUUUGAAAAUAAGGCAUUAUUUUUUGGGAGAAAAUAUUUAAGUUAA
Strongyloides ratti is the source of this 381-nucleotide messenger RNA. RefSeq names its product Probable trafficking protein particle complex subunit 2. Gene Ontology annotation, cellular component: TRAPP complex; cytoplasm; nucleus. Lineage: Eukaryota; Metazoa; Nematoda; Chromadorea; Rhabditida; Strongyloididae. The coding region runs from base 1 to 381 and encodes 126 amino acids. Gene Ontology annotation, biological process: endoplasmic reticulum to Golgi vesicle-mediated transport. The transcript has 3 exons. The record is from RefSeq and is a predicted model, not a curated record.